Messenger RNA from Moesziomyces antarcticus, 1578 nucleotides. Its product is annotated as DUF895 domain membrane protein. The record is from RefSeq and is a predicted model, not a curated record. Bases 1 to 1578 code for a protein of 525 amino acids. NCBI's taxonomy places the organism in Eukaryota, Fungi, Basidiomycota, Ustilaginomycetes, Ustilaginales, Ustilaginaceae. Gene Ontology annotation, biological process: transmembrane transport. Gene Ontology annotation, molecular function: transmembrane transporter activity. The transcript has a single exon.
AUGUCGGCCAAGCCCGCUUCGGUCGACCGCGUCGUCACCGACGAUGCCAGCUCCAACCCGGACCAAAAGUCGCUCACCAGCGUCUCGGACCAUGCUGCCCCUCCCGCUGCUGCGGAGCAGAGUGGCACCAAGCAGACUUUCCUCGAGUUGAUUGGUCUGCGCGACCCCAAGCCCGAGGCACGCCCCGUGUGGGAUGGUCAGAACCCCUCAUGGUUCCGAUCGACCUUCUUCCAGAUCACCGUCCUCGGUGGAUGCUCCUUCCUUGCUCCCGGUAUUUGGGGUGCCAUGGCCGCACUUGGCGCAGGAGGCUCCCAGGACCCCAGCACCGUCAACGCCGCCAACUCGCUCACCUUUGCCCUCAUGGUCGUCACCAGGCUCUUCACGUCUUCGCUCAUCGGCAAGACGUCCGUGCGCUUUGCACUCGCUUUUGGCACCAUGGGUUAUGCGCCUUACGCGGCGGGCCUCUACCUCAACAGCGUCAACCAGACCCAGUGGCUCAUCAUUCUCGGCGCCGCGCUUUGCGGUAUCAGCGCAGGCACCUUCUGGAGUGUCGAGGGCGCCAUUGCCCUCGGCUACCCAGAGAGGUUGAAGCAGGGCAAGUACAUCGCCUAUUGGCUCAUGUUCCGUGUGCUCGGUCAGCUCCUCGGCGGCAUCAUCAACUUGGCGCUCAACUACAACGACAGCGAAGCAGGAUCCAUCUCGACCAACACCUACCUCGUCUUUGUCGUCCUCCAGUGCAUCGGUCCUCUUGUCGCCCUGCUCCUGUCGCCACCGCACAAGGUGCAGCGCACCGACAAGACGCCCGUCUAUCUGCACAUCGAGUCGUCCACCCGCCGUGAGCUCAAGCUCAUGUGGAAGCUCAUCACCCGACGCGAGGUGCUGCUGCUUCUGCCCAUCAUCUGGCAAUCGACCUGGUCUGAAGCACUUAUCGGAACUUACGCUGUCAAGUACUUUAGUGUCAGGUCGCGCGCGCUCGGAUCGCUCCUCUCGGCCGUCACUGCCAGCAUUGCCAACUACAUUCUUGGCUUCUUCCUCGAUUCGCGAAGGUUCACUGUCAACAAGCGCGCCAAGUCGUCGUUCAUCGUCAUCUACGCGAUCCAGGCCGGCUGGUGGGCGUGGGCUAUCUACAUCAUGAACAAGUAUCACAACACCACGCCCAAGCCAACCUUCGACUGGACUUCCUCUGGUUACGGAGAGGGCUUCGGCGUCUACAUCUUCCUCCAGAUCGGCUUCAACUUGAUGUAUGAGUAUAACUACUUCCUGAUCGGGCAGUUGUCCGACGACCCUUCCGAGAUCAUUCGUCUUGCCUCCAUCGUCCGCGGUGUCGAGAGCGCCGGUCAGUGCGUCUCGUACGGCGUCAACAGCACCAGCUUCCGCCUCGACGCUGUUGCCGGCCUGAACACGGCGCAGUGGGCGCUCAGCAUCCUGCCCGCCUGGCUCGUCAUUCGCAAGGUCGGAAUCCUCGAGGACGGAACAAAGAUCCACGAGCCCAGGACGUAUGCCUCGGAAGACGACCGGCAGAAGCUCAAGCAGAGCGGUCUCGAGACGGCAGAGUACGACCUCAAGGGCGACAAGUAG